Messenger RNA from Papaver somniferum (opium poppy), 537 nucleotides. RefSeq lists its product as uncharacterized. Lineage: Eukaryota; Viridiplantae; Streptophyta; Magnoliopsida; Ranunculales; Papaveraceae. Bases 1 to 537 code for a protein of 178 amino acids. The transcript has a single exon. The record is from RefSeq and is a predicted model, not a curated record.
AUGGCCUUAUAUUUGGAUCAUAUGAGAGAGAUUGCAAAUGAAUUCGACCAGUUCUCUAUUGGGCGGCGAUCACGGAUGGAAAACAGGCACGCAUAUACUUUAGCAUAUCUAUCUUCCGAAGUCGAUACUGAUACCACCUGUUUCGUUGUAGUGGAUUUCCAAGAAUUACCUAGCAUCUCCGACAGCCACUUUGUUCAGGAUCUCGAACACGCUAGUGGGGGCGAGAGGGCAUCUGCAUUGGCACAUGGAGAUACCGAGAACGUUGACAGUCCAGUGAUAAAUGAUUCAAGUUGUCCUGCUGAAAACACUGCAGACUGGCGUCAACCUUAUGUUCGGUAUUUGACAACCAGUGAACUCCCAGAAGAUGAGCAUCUCGCUUCAAAAGUGAAGAAGAAUGCUUGGAGAUAUUCAAUGAUUGAGGGACAGCUGUACCGCAAACCUGUAGCUUUGGAGCCAUUUUUGCGGUGCAUAUCAGCCGAAGAAGGGCACAGAUAUUGGCGGAGGCUCAUGAAGGAAUAUGUGGAAACCAUUCUGUAG